Messenger RNA from Etheostoma cragini (Arkansas darter), 1675 nucleotides. RefSeq names its product refilin A (gene rflna). The transcript has 4 exons. The record is from RefSeq and is a predicted model, not a curated record. NCBI's taxonomy places the organism in Eukaryota, Metazoa, Chordata, Actinopteri, Perciformes, Percidae. Gene Ontology annotation, biological process: skeletal system morphogenesis; actin filament bundle organization; negative regulation of chondrocyte development. Gene Ontology annotation, cellular component: actin filament bundle. Bases 393 to 1055 code for a protein of 220 amino acids. Gene Ontology annotation, molecular function: filamin binding.
AGAACGCACACACAUAUUCUCACACACUCAGUCACUCAGUCUCACACACACACACAGUUAGAGCCGAGUAGAGGCGCUCUCCUCCCGAUCGGUGCCUGACGCACGGUCGAUUUUUUGUUGUUGCGCGAGUUUUAAUACGUUUUAGUUAAUUUUUUUUAAAACUAAGAAUAAUACUUCACUUUGGUGUCAAGUUUGGAUUUCCUUUAAAUUUGUGUUUGAUUUUUGACGCCUCCUUGGAAUAUAUUUCGGGAUUAAAAUUGGAUACUUUACGACGCGCAGAAGUCAUCUUGAAAAAGUUAGCCAAGGAGGAUUGGUUCUUUUCGACGCAGGAGCGCUCAACUUGCCAGUGCGACUUCGUCUGGGGUGUUCCUUUGACUUGAGUCGUCCCAGAAAUGGUGGGGCACCUACAUUUACAAGCGAUGGAUGAUAGCCUGAAAGGAAAGAACCGGGAAGGGCUGCUCGACAGUCCGGAUUCGGGGUUGCCUCCUAGUCCCAGUCCGCCCUUCUGCUCACUCUCUCCGGGUCUGAUCGAGUCGCGCUCCGGCAGCUGCACGACGCCCGUCGAAAGUCAUCAUGGAUAUUAUAAAAAGGAAAGCAGGGGAGGCAAACUGCUGCCCUACCUGCUGCUGAACUCCACGGGCACAGACCCAAAGACUCGCAUGCACCCCGUGUUCUUCGGAGAAAGCAUCGAGGUCAACCCCAAACCAGAGCAGGAAAUCAAGUGCAACUCCGAGGUCAAAUACGACUCUGACAAGCACUACCGGGACCAGGUCUACUGCGCCCCGGUUCCCACGCCCACUUACUUCAGCGAGACAGUGGUGGCUGUGCGGAACUGCACUUGGAAGAGCUACAAGUCCCAGGUGUAUCUGGAGCCGCGGCAGAAACCCAUCAGCUACCGGAGCACAACCAUUAUCUACCCGAAACACGCCAAGAACACUUAUCGCACCACAUUCAACUACAACGCCAUGGGCUCCCGCCGCUGGUUUGUGUCCACAGUGCAGCUUGAGUCGAGUGAGGAUACUAAUCCCUGUAUCAUCUACACUGAGGAUCUGUAGGGUCCAGACCACACAGGGUGGGGGCUGCCCGGUGAUCAUCUUAUUUCUUUUGGAGGACAAGGAACUUGGGAAGGCCCGCAUUGAAAGGGAAAUACUUCAAGUAAUACCCAGAGCCCUUAAAAACCCUACUCUGUUCAUCUAUACUCGCCAUGGAGGACACUCUGGGAACCCUUUAGUGACAUUUCCCCUGAGUGUUUUUAGACUUUCUACUGAUGCAAUCCUUAAAAAAGGAGUCUGUCCUCUGGCAGUUUAAAGCUGCACUUCAACGGUUAAUGUCUUAUUUAAUACAAGAGCUGACAAAUUGGUGGCCUUUGCGUUCUUUCCGGUUGGAUUGUAACCUCAGUGAAGGUAACAGACUGUAGACGUACCGUAUGUGUAUGUGGAGAAACGUCAAGAUUACAUGUGUGGUGGAUUUCAGCCGAGCGUGCACAAAACCAUUCACACCAAUGCAAAGCUUUCUAAUAUGGCUCUGUUGCACUUGCUUUCUAUAUAUCACAGUCUUCCCAGUGGACUUGGCUAGAUGGGGGGGGAGGGAUUUCAGAACUGCAUGUGAAAAAUUGGACCAAAGAUAGUUUAAACAGUUUAUCUCUUUGAAAUAACUCCACACACAGACAUAACAC